Nyctereutes procyonoides (raccoon dog) is the source of this 1328-nucleotide messenger RNA. RefSeq names its product mesothelin (gene MSLN). Gene Ontology annotation, cellular component: cell surface. Gene Ontology annotation, biological process: cell-matrix adhesion. Bases 54 to 1256 code for a protein of 400 amino acids. NCBI's taxonomy places the organism in Eukaryota, Metazoa, Chordata, Mammalia, Carnivora, Canidae. The record is from RefSeq and is a predicted model, not a curated record. The transcript is spliced from 11 exons.
CCGACGUGAGGCUCAAUCCUAGGACCUCAGGAUCAUGACCUGAGCCAAAGACAAUGGCCCUGCAGACUGCUCAGCCUCCCCUGGGGUCCCGUUGGACCUCCACACGUGGCAGCCUCCUGCUCCUGCUCCUCAGCCUUGGGUGGGUGUUACCUUCCAGGGCCGAGGCUGCAGACUCAAGACUGGGUGUCAUGACCCUAUGGCUGCAAGGCACCUCCCGGGACCCGACCUGGCAGCGGCCUGAGCUCACUGUCAUCCUCUCGAGGGACCGGCGGGACACACAGAAGGUCUGCCCCCCAAGGCAGAAGGCCCACGUGGUGGAUGAAAACCUUGUCUUCUAUGAGGAGUGGGAGCUGGAGGCUUGUGUGGACGGGGCCCUGCUGGAGGCUCAGAUGGACCGGGUGAACAUGGUGCCCUUCACCUACCAGCAGCUUAAUGUUUUUAAGCGAAAACUGGACCAGCUCUACCCACAGGGGUACCCUGAGUCCCUGAUCCAGCACUUGGGGUACUUCUUCUUCGAGAUCACCCCUGAGGACAUCCACAAGUGGAACGUGACAUCCCUGGAAACAGUGAAAUCUCUUCUUAAAGUCAGCAAAGGGCACAAAGUGGAUGCUCAGGUGGCUGCCCUGAUUGCCCGCUACGUGGCGGGAGGGGGCCAGCUGGACAAGGCCACCCUGGACGUACUGGCCACCUUCAGUCCCACGUACCUAUGUGUCCUCAGUCCUGAGCAGCUGGGCUCUGUGCAGCACAGUGUUAUUUGGGUGGCCAGGGACCAGGACCUGGAUGCAUGCCGCCCACCGCAGAUGGACGUCCUCUACCCCAAGGCCCGCACUGCCUUCCAGAACCUGAGCGGGUCUGAAUACUUUUUGAGGAUCAAGCCCUACCUGGGUGGGGCCCGCACCGAGGACCUGCGGGCUCUCAGUCGGCAGAACGUAAGCAUGGACACAGCCACGUUCAAGACCCUGCGGAGGGAGGCGGUGCUGCCGCUGACUGUUGCCGAGGUGCAAAACCUUUUGGGUGCAAACCUGGCGGGCCUGAAGGCGGAGCAGGGGAACAGCCCCGUGCGGGACUGGAUCUUACGGCAGCGUCAGGAUGACCUGGACCGUCUGGGCCUGGGGCUCCGCGGUGGCAUCCCCAACGGUUACCUGGUCAUGGACCUCAGCUUCCGAGAGGCCCUCUCAGGGGGCACCCGCCUCCUCGGACCGGGACCAGUGUUCACCGCCAUCCUGGCUCUGCUCCUGGGUUUGACCCCGAAGUGAGCCCACUGCUCUGGACGCUGGACCUCUCCUGCUGCGAGGCUCCCUGGCCACCCCAAGGGGACUGGAGUUCAA